GGCAGAGGAGAGAGGGAAAGGCAGAAGGAAGAAACUGGAGAAGUUCUCAAAGAGCUUGCUCACUAAAUGGGGUCUCACAACGGUCAGGUUCAAGAGUUGCCUCCACCUCUAAUAACUCCUGUAAAUACGUGUGAUGAACCUCUUCCAGUUGAGGAAACAAAGAGGCUGGGGUGCCCUGGGUGCCAACUAGAUGAGGUCAACAAGGCCAGCACCAGCGUCCCCUACCGCAACUUCUGCUUCAUCUGGAUCAUCUGCCUCACUGCCACUCUACCGAUCCAAUCAUUGUUCCCUUAUCUAUACUUCAUGAUCAGGGACUUGAAAGUUGCAAAAGAAGAGCAAGACAUUGGAUUUUAUGCUGGUUUUGUCGGGGCAACCUAUUUCCUUGGAAGAACCAUAAGUGCUGUGCCAUGGGGCAUGUUUGCUGACAAGUAUGGAAGGAAGCCAUGCAUUGUGAUUAGUAUCCUCUCAGUGAUUAUUUUCAACACACUCUUUGGACUUAGCACAACUUAUUGGAUGGCAAUUGUAACUAGGGGAUUGCUUGGAUUGCUAUGUGGUAUAUUGGGACCCAUCAAGGCCUAUGCUUCAGAAGUCAGUAGGAAAGAACAUCAAGCUCUAGGAAUCUCUUUUGUUACAUCAUCACGAGCGAUAGCUCUUGUUAUUGGGCCAUCUAUUGGAGGCUUUCUUUCACAGCCUGCACAAAAGUACCCAAAAAUUAUCUCUGAAGAGUCCAUAUUUGGAAGGUUUCCAUACUUCCUCCCUUGCUUCGUCAUUUCAGUGCUAGCAGUAGGAUCAUGUAUUGCAUGCAUUUGGCUUCCGGAAACGCUGCACUUUCAUGAUGACGACAAAGUAGAAGCUAUUGAAGAACUUGAGUCACAAGUUGGUGGUUCUAAAUCUACAGAGAAUCUGCUAAAGAACUGGCAAUUGAUGUCAGCAAUAAUCAUCUUUUCUAUCUUUUCUCUCCAUGACACUGCUUAUCUUGAGAUAUUUUCACUCUGGGCUGUGAGCAGCAGAAAAUUUCAGGGCCUAAGCUUUACAUCCCAGGAUGUUGGUACUGUGUUCGCCUUCUCAGGGCUUAGUGUACUGGUAUAUCAACUUACCAUUUAUCCCUUCAUUUCGAAGUUUGGACCAAUCAAGACAUUUCGGCCUGCAGCGAUCUUGUCCAUUCUUCUCCUCACAACGUAUCCAUUCAUGUCCAAUCUACAUGGCCUGGAGCUCAAAAUACUUAUUAACAUGGCAUCAAUUCUGAAGAAUGUGUUUGCUGCUACUAUUACUAUUGCGUGCAACAUUUUGCAAAAUACUGCAGUGACACAAAAGCAGAGAGGUACUGCUAAUGGUAUCUCUGUUACAGUGAUGUCAACGUUCAAAGCUGUAGCUCCAGCAGCAGCAGGAAUUAUAUUUUCAUGGGCUCAGAAGCACCUAAGCGGGCUAUUCUUACCUGGUAACCAGAUUCUGUUCCUCACGCUUAACAUGGUGUCGAUAAUUGGCCUAGUGCUGACAUUCAAGCCAUUUCUCUCCCUGCCAACUCCAAUGAGGCAUUAAUAACUCUGGGUACAUGAAGUUUGUUACCUAUGAAUUACAUAUGGAGUGCACUGUCAGACUGCGCAAAAGAAAUAUGGUUAUCCAUGAUGAGCACCAUGUGAGAUUUUAGUAGAAUGUCAUAGAUAGACUAAAUCUGUGUCAGUUAUUUAAUGAGGCGAUAAUUCAAUGACGGAGUAUUAAGUGAUCAUAUGGAUUGACGAACGUAAUUGUCAUGCAUCUGGUUUACCUCCAUUAGCUAGGUCUAUGAUAGUAUUGUGAUAAAACGAUCAGCUACCAUGGAUGUUUGAUCUAUGCACCAGCUUGGUUUGUUGUUUAUACAAAGAAAAAACAAACCCUAUGAUCAACUACAGUCAG
Sorghum bicolor (sorghum) is the source of this 1893-nucleotide messenger RNA. Its product is annotated as protein ZINC INDUCED FACILITATOR-LIKE 1. Lineage: Eukaryota; Viridiplantae; Streptophyta; Magnoliopsida; Poales; Poaceae. Gene Ontology annotation, molecular function: transmembrane transporter activity. Gene Ontology annotation, biological process: transmembrane transport. The record is from RefSeq and is a predicted model, not a curated record. The transcript has 18 exons. Bases 67 to 1539 code for a protein of 490 amino acids.